Leishmania braziliensis MHOM/BR/75/M2904 is the source of this 1257-nucleotide messenger RNA. Its product is annotated as putative RNA-binding protein. Gene Ontology annotation, molecular function: mRNA binding; zinc ion binding. Gene Ontology annotation, cellular component: ribonucleoprotein complex; nucleus; cytoplasm. The record is from RefSeq and is a predicted model, not a curated record. Lineage: Eukaryota; Euglenozoa; Kinetoplastea; Trypanosomatida; Trypanosomatidae. The transcript has a single exon. The coding region runs from base 1 to 1257 and encodes 418 amino acids.
AUGAGUGCCUGCACUGUCUAUGUAACCGGCAUGCCGGCCUCGGCGACGGAGGAUGACAUUUUUGACUUCUUCACUCGAAUCGGCAACGUGGCAGAGGUGCACAUGCCCUCCACGGAGCAGCAGCAGCAGCAGCAGCCGACUUCCGGAAUCGCGCCGGCUGUGGAGGUCGUCUUCGACAAACCCGAGGAUGCCGUCAGUGCUGUGUCGAUCAGCGGCAGCGACUUCCAGGAGGACAUCCCAAUCUACAUCUCCGCUGUGGCACCAACCGCCGCUGCGAUGAGGGAGCCGGAGGCCCUCGCUAAGACCACCGCUGCUGACGCUGUCGGCGAUACCAACGGCAACGCGACUGCAGCCGCAGCUCCAGCGGAACCGGGCACCAGCUUGCCGGUACGUCGUUCGGCGGAGACCGAGAGGACAUCCAAGAAUAAGAUUUUGGUCACGUCGAUUUUUCCUCAUACAACGCGGGCGCAGUUGCGCGACGCCUUCGGUGCGUGCGGAGCCAUCUGCGAUCUCCACCUGAUUCCCGCCCGCCACAUGGCUUUCGUGGGCUACGUGACGGAUGAGGCGUACAAGAAGGCCUUGAAGCUUGAUGGAACCAAUGUGAACGGCAGUCCCGUCGUCGUGCGGCCUUGUCCUCCACGCGAUGAUGCGUCUGCGCCUGCGUCCCGGCGCGACGCGUCGCGCCACGGCAAUGACGGCGCCGGUGCCUCUGGGCCGAAACGGCGGGCGCUGGACGUCCGCGUCGUCGUCCACGGCGUCCCCUCUGACGUCACCAAGGAGGCGCUGCGCGCUUUCUUCUCCCCCGACUGCGGGCCGAUAACAGACGUGUACGUCAAGCCAGAGAUCGGCGUUGCGUUUGUGGCCUUCACCUCGGCCGAGAAUGCCAAGCGGGCCAUCAGUAAGUCGGGCGAGACUUUUAUGGGGACCCGUGUGAAGGUGGAGCAACGACUUCCGCUGAUCUGCCGCCGGUGCGACAAAGAGGGACACGUGGCGGCACAGUGCAAGGAGCAUUCGCGCGACUCCCAACGCUACAGCAGCGAGCGCCAUCGCCGUCGUCGCUCGUCCUCUUCCUCGUCCGAUCGCGACCGCCGUCGCCGUCGCCGCUCUGACUCGCUCGACUGCGACCGCCGUCGCCGCUCUGACUCGCUUGACUGCGACCGCCGUCGCCACUCGCGCAGCCGCAGCCCGCCGCGUCGCCGCCGUCACAGCCGCAGCCCGUCACGUCACCGCCGUCAAAAGGAAAGCAAAAGAGACUAA